This is a messenger RNA of Orbicella faveolata, 2323 nucleotides long. RefSeq names its product BTB/POZ domain-containing protein 6 pseudogene. Lineage: Eukaryota; Metazoa; Cnidaria; Anthozoa; Scleractinia; Merulinidae. The record is from RefSeq and is a predicted model, not a curated record.
CAUAGAUUAGAACUCUGUAAUCGACUUUAAAACGCUUUGGCAAAGGAUGAUGGUUGCUACAAAAAAACGAUAGCUGUUUUAAGAGCAACGCUAUUCACACGAGAUUUCCAUGCUGUUUCGACAUUGCAUUUGUUGCUUCAAGACCCCGUCCAUACGUUUUCCUCAAUCUGACAGUUUUUUCUACCCCCUCAACUGACCUGAAUUUGGCAACCUGCUAAGGUAUCUAUUACUUGUUUUCAUUAAAGAUUUAAAUUCCAUCGGAUUGGUUUGCACGUGUUUUCCAUGCCACUCACUCUCAUUGGCUGAAAGGCACUUGAAUGGGUUCGGAUAAAGACUGGUGGCUCUCCAAAUAUAAACAGGUGGAUUGCAUCUCGACAAAAACAAAUUGGCCUCGAGGUAAACAGCCUUAGACUGCAAGAUGGCGGGGUAUACUCAUAGAGAUAACCAGGAGAGCGAAACUUGGCAAACCGAAAAAAGAACCAUCGCUGAACGCAGUCGACACAUGUUUAAUAAUGAGCUUAUGAGCGAUGUUCAUUUUCUCGUUGGGAGGUCGGAAAAAUUGAGAAUUCCGGCGCAUAAAUACGUGAUGGCUAUCAGCAGCCCCGUGUUCUACGCGAUGUUCUACGGCAAAAUGGCCGAGCGAGAAAAUGAGAUAAAAAUUGGAGACUGCGAAGCGAAUAGUUUUCUUGAACUCUUAAGGUACAUUUACUAUGACGAGGCAAAAAUCGAUCCGUUGAACGUUUUUGGUGUUCUGUACUUGGCGAAGAAGUACAUCCUCCCGUUUUUGGCUGAGAAGUGCGUGUAUUUUCUCGAAGAGAACAUUGACCAUCAAAAUGCUUUCACGUUGCUCGCUCAGGCGCGCUACUUUUGCGAGCCAAAACUGGAAGAAAAGUGCUGGGAAAUAAUCGACAGAGAAACCUCUCGGGUUCUCUCCUCCGAAGCCUUCACAGAAAUAGACCACGAGACAUUACUUGCUGUUCUUACACGUGAUACCCUCACGGUGCUUGAGGCAGAGCUGUUCAAAGCUAUAAAGCGCUGGGCCGAAGCGGAAUGCAAUCGGAGAAUUCUCCCACCAACACCGGAGAACAAACGUAGCGUGCUUUCGAGUGCGCUGAAUUUCAUAAGGUUUCCUGUUAUGACCCUGAAGGAGUUUUCGGAGGACGCUGCGCAGUCAGGGAUUCUCACGUCAGAGGAAACGAUAAAUAUAUUUCUAUACUUCGGCUCUAAAGAUGAUUCCAAAGUGAACAGCUUUCUAACCCACCCCCGCCCGGGUGCGCAUAGAGUGUACCGCUGCACGAGGUUUCCCAGUUACGGGCAGGAUUGGAUGUGUGAGGGAACAAACGUCGACAGCAUUAAAUUCACAGUUGAUCGAGAUAUUACUGUGCUUGGGGUGGGACUUUACGGUAUAAGCAACAAGGAAGACACUACAAGAUCGUUUAGUGUGGACGUGGAACUUCUAGAUUCCCAUAACGAUGUCAUGUGUACCUACGAAGGAACGUUCUUUGCCGAUGUGAACAAGCGAGUACACGAUAUACUGUUUGACGAGCCCGUGAUCGUAAGGGGUCAUCGGCCCUACAUCAUACGGGUCCUGCUCAAGGGUCCAUCCACUCUGGGGGGUACUGACGGGAUGAGGGAUGUGAUCACGGAGGGCAUCAGAUUUAGGUUUGAUGUGGAUGAAGCCAGUUUUAAUGGAACAACAACAGCUGACGGACAAAUUCCAGAUAUUGUCUUCAAAAUCUAGAUGGCGGAUUGUUCAAUGAGACAUCGCAAAAGAGCAUGAAAGGUUAAAGAAUCAACCCCCAAUAUUGACCUUAUUCUUCAGGUAUCACUCGAGUUAUUUUUAGAUCACUCUAGAAAAAAAAUGUAAGAGAGAUUACUUCUGGAAUAAGCCUAAAUAGGGGAUUAAUUUUCUACCCUUCGUCCUCUCUUGGGCAUUCGCAAAAGCAGGAGCCCAUUACACGGAGCCUCCAUCUCCUAUACCAACCCUCUGAGUCAACCCUUUCCCGUAUCUUUCUUUUUACAAACAGUAAUGUUCUUGUGGUAGUUUUCACACGACCCUUUUUUUAACAGCCAAUGAUACCCGAGGAGCUGACAUCAUUUUAUGUUACAACAAUGACUGGGAUCCGCUUUGGCCGCUGUUUUGCUUUUUUUACUUACAGAAACAAGAUAUUGCGUGGGAAACAAAGAGACCCUUGCGCUAAUUACAGUUCUAAAAGUAGAAUGAUAGGGGAAGGGGUUGACUCUAGGUUAUAGUACGUAUGGAGGCUCCGGGUGAUGGGCUCCUGGCAAAAGUUAAUGUUUUUCCAUCGAUUUUUUCUCUUCA